AUGAGGCCCUCUGUACUCGCGCUCAUGAUCUGCUUGGCCAUUGGCACCCUGACUGCAGCUCACACCACCAGAGAGCUCAGCACCCAUACAUUGGAUGCUAGACCCAGUGAGUUUCUAGCCAGGUCCGUUGGGGAGGCAUGGAGCUGUAAUUCCUGGCCGGGCACCUGUCGAUUGCUCCGUGGCUCCGCCGGCCCGGACUGCUGCCAUGGCGCCUGCGUCAGCAUGCAACGCGAUGCGCGGCACUGCGGCGUCUGUGGGAAGAAGUGCAGGCACUUGGAGGCGUGUUGCCAUGGAAAAUGUGUGAACCUGAUGUUUGAUGCACACCACUGCGGAAGCUGCAACAAGAAGUGCAAGAGUGGUGCUCGCUGUUCGUAUGGGAUGUGCGAUUAUGCGUAG
Nymphaea colorata (pocket water lily) is the source of this 396-nucleotide messenger RNA. RefSeq names its product stigma-specific STIG1-like protein 1. The transcript has a single exon. Lineage: Eukaryota; Viridiplantae; Streptophyta; Magnoliopsida; Nymphaeales; Nymphaeaceae. Bases 1 to 396 code for a protein of 131 amino acids. The record is from RefSeq and is a predicted model, not a curated record.